Messenger RNA from Rotaria sp. Silwood2, 1032 nucleotides. NCBI's taxonomy places the organism in Eukaryota, Metazoa, Rotifera, Eurotatoria, Philodinida, Philodinidae. The record is from the annotation of a GenBank genome assembly.
AUGCAACGGCUUCUGAUUCAAGUAGUCGCAGCAAUAUAUGUUGUUUGCAUUGUUACAGGUCAAGACACGAUCAGUUCACAACCUACUUCUUGUGGAUGCUGUCCAUCACCAUAUUGUCAAGCGAAAUCAACGCCAUGUUCAACAAAUUCUGACUGCGAAUGCUUGAUGAUGGCAAUGACCGGUGGAGGAAUGUGUACGGAUACAGUUAUGUCAUGUAAAGAUUUGGUUCCAUGUCAAAAUGAUAAUAAGACAUGUGCGGCAGCCAAUACUGGUACAUGCCAACCGUUGGGAAAUUCUUUCUUUUGUCUUUGUCCAUCAACACAUUUUGGUCCAGUAUGUGAAUAUCGUGGUACCGGAACCGAUCUAACUGUGCUCGAAACAAUUCUCAAUGGUUCACUAACAAAUUAUGAUCAAACUGUUGAAAAUGUACUUAACCGGUCUAAUUGGACCAAUAUGGUUGCUGUUGUUGAUGUUACCGGGUCGAUGCAACCAUGUGCGGCAGCUGUUUAUAAAUGGCUGAAAUUAGCAUAUGAUAAGCUAAAUUCGAUCAAAUACUAUGUCUUCUUUAAUGAUGGUGACAAUAAAGCUGAUUCACUCAAGGUAAUUGGAUCUACUGGAGGUAUCUACGGCAUACCGACUACUAAUUUGAAUACAACGCUAGCCGUAAUGCAAGCAGCUAUGAAAAAUGGUAAUGGUGGUGAUGGGCCAGAAAAUGAUAUCGAAGCAAUUUUAUUUGGUAUCAAGCAAUGUCCUACAUGUACGAAUUUGAUUCAUAUUGCUGACAAUCAGGUGACGCCGCGUGAUAUGAUUUUACUCUCGAAUGUGACCUUGCCAGUGAAGGUUAUCACCUGUCAGUUGAACUCGUAUCCUGUCAAUCCUGAUUUGAUCAAUAUUGCCAGUCGCACAGGCGGUUCAAUACAUACUCUCCAACAAGACAUUAUAAACUUAUCUGGUAUUCCAGUGAACGGUACCAUUGUCAUUGGAAGCAGUACGUAUCGUCGAACGGUAAAUGGUUACGUACAAAUCGCUUGA